AACGAGGAGCUGGAGGAGAUCGCCUCGGCCGACCUGAAGUACCUGCUGCUGCCCGCCUUGCUGGGCGCCCUGACACUGAAGCAGGUCGACCUCAGCAGGAGGCUGGAGCACCUGGAGAGCGCUCGGGCUCACUUCUGGCGCUUCCUCAAGCUCUGUAGGAGCUACGGGCUGGGCAGCUUCCACCUGCCCCCGGCCAGCGCCCCAGGGGCGGAAGGUGCCGGGAGCCCAGCCCCCGGGAACCCGGCUGCCACCCAGCCCAGCCUGGUGGCCAUGGCGGCGAGUAGGCAAGCCAAAAUUGAAAGAUAUAAGCAGAAGAAGGAACUGGAGAACAGGUUGGCAUCUAUGAGAACCUUUGUGGAGAGCGAGCAAGCAGAUGAGGAGCAGAUACGGGAAUUUUACAUACUCCAGAUCCAGAAAUGGAUCACCACCAGCCUUGAGGAGAUUGAGAGUAUUGACCAAGAGACGGUCAUCCUGAGGAGCAGGGGUACGGCGAAACAGUCUUCAGCACCACCACACGGUACUUCUCGGCAAGUCAGGCCUCCGUUGAAACCUUUCAUCCUUACCCGGGAUGCUGCUCAGGCUAAGGUGUUUGGUGCUGGAUAUCCUGGCCUGCCCACUAUGACCGUGGAUGACUGGUACGAGCAGCGCAGAAAGCAAGGAGUUGUGUCUGCUCAGAGUGUGCCUCGGAGGACGCCAGGUAUAACUGAUGAAGAGUUGCGGAAGCAGCAGCAGGAGAAAAAGGAGGAGGAGGAUGAUGAGGAAGCUCUUCAAAAAGCUCGGAACUGGGAUGACUGGAAAGAUACACACCCAAGAGGCUAUGGCAACCGGCAGAAUGUGGGCUGA
Messenger RNA from Eurypyga helias (sunbittern), 843 nucleotides. It is a transcript of the gene IGBP1, whose product is annotated as immunoglobulin (CD79A) binding protein 1. Gene Ontology annotation, biological process: regulation of dephosphorylation; regulation of signal transduction. The transcript has 5 exons. Gene Ontology annotation, molecular function: protein phosphatase 2A binding. Gene Ontology annotation, cellular component: cytosol. The record is from RefSeq and is a predicted model, not a curated record. The annotation marks the transcript as partial. Lineage: Eukaryota; Metazoa; Chordata; Aves; Eurypygiformes; Eurypygidae.